AUCGAGAUCUCUGCACGAGUAGACCUAAAAACAAAACCAAAAAAAGAAGAAAAAUCUCAUUGUCGUCUUUACUAGAGUGACUUGUGUUAUAGUGUCUUAAGCGGGCGAUAAUUAUCUGUGUUCAAAUAAACAAAAGCAAUUUGUGAUAAAACAAGACUCGAUUCUAAAUAGAUUGACUAUGACCAAAAAAAAUGACUUCAACAAUGCGCCAACCAUCAGCUACUUUCGACUGUAUCGAUUCGCCACGCCCCUCGAAUUCUUCCUGAUAUUUCUAGGUAUUGUCUUCACCACCCUCAAAUCGUUUGGAAUGCCAUUGAUGAUCAUAGUGUACGGGGAAUUUACAACGUUACUCGUAGACCGUACUUACGAGAAUGGAACCAGUUCGAAUACGACACUGCUGCAGUUGUUCGGUGGCGGAAGAGUUCUUACCAAAGCAUUGAAAGAAGAAAAUAAUAAAGCCAUAAUCGAGGAUUCGAUAGCUUACGGCAUAUUGAUGACAACAGUUUCAGUCUUCCAGUUUGUCAUGGGCAUAUUUUCCGUCGAUCUGUUCAACUACACUGCCAUAAAACAGAUCACUCGAAUCCGGAUAAAAUAUUUUAGUUCAAUGAUCCGACAAGAGGUUGGUUGGUUCGACUGUGCGUCGUCCGAGUCAAAUGUAGCGGUCAGAAUAUCGGAAGACAUUGAAAAGAUCCGCGAAGGCAUCGCCGAAAAAGUCAGCCACUUCCUAUGUUUAAUGAUCGGAUUCGUGAUUUGUGUGGCGCUUUCAUUUUCGUACGGUUGGAAACUGACUCUAGUCGUCAUUGGCUACGUGCCGAUUCUUCUCAUAUCCAAUAUGAUCAUAGCACGGUUCCAAUCGAUUCUAACUGCCAAAGAGUCAAACGCCUAUGCGUCGGCAAGUUCUGUGUCGGAGGAAGUUUUAGGUGGCAUUAGGACAGUCGUUGCAUUUAGUGGGGAAAAGAAGGAAUCCGAGAGAUACAACAAAUUGUUGAUACCAGCACAAAAGUCCGGAAUCCGCAAAGGAUUGGCAUCCGGGAUCGGCGAGGGCAUCAUGCGUUUCAUGUUUUACGCUAUGAAUUCGCUGGCAUACUGGUACGGAGUGUCGUUGGUGCUGGCCGACCGAGACAAAAUUGAAAAGGAGUACACACCGGCGGUCCUGAUGAUCACAUUUUUCGGGCUGAUUGUUGGAGCGGAAAAUAUAUCCAGAAGUGCGCCAUUUUUGGAAUGUUUUGCAAUGGCACGUGGAGCGGCCGCCACCAUUUUCAAAGUCAUUGACCGAAAAUCAAACAUCGAUCCAAUGUCCGGCGACGGAAAGAUGAUCAAUUAUGGUGUCAAAGGAGACAUCGAAUUUCAGGACGUCGGAUUCCAUUAUCCAUCCCGUACGGAUGUGCAAAUUUUGGAUCAUCUGAGCGCCCGGUUUACAAGCGGUCAAACGGUUGCAUUGGUCGGUAGCAGCGGAAACGGAAAGUCUACGUGCCUGCAAUUAUUGCAACGAUUUUAUGAUCCGACGUUCGGUCGAGUUCUGAUCGAUGGUCAGGACAUUAGAAGUUUCAACAUUUCAUGGCUGCGUUCGAAGAUGGCGUUCGUCGGCCAAGAGCCGGCACUAUUUGCAACGACUAUUGAGGAAAACAUUCGUUAUGGAAAGCCGGAUGCCAGCAGAAAAGAAAUCGAAGAAUCAGCCAAAAUGUCCGGGGCACACGACUUUAUCGUGAAACUGCAAGAUGGCUAUCAAACCUUAGUGGGAGAAAGAGGAUGUCAACUGUCCGGUGGUCAAAAGCAACGCAUUGCCAUUUCCCGAGCAUUGAUACAGAAUCCGACCAUUCUGCUGCUCGACGAAGCAACGUCAGCAUUGGAUACAGAUACUGAACGGCUGGUGCAGGACGCAUUGGACAAGGCAAGCAAAGGACGAACAACAAUCGUCGUGUCUCACAGGCUGUCGGCUAUCCGGAAUGCAGACCGAAUAUUGUUCAUUGAGAAGGGGAAAAUAGUCGAAGAUGGAACGCACGACGAAUUGAUUAAAUUGCAAGGAUCCUACUACAAUAUGAUGCGCUCGAAUAACAUGGACAGCGACAGCAUUCUGCAAAACACUCUGGACGCUGACAAUGUGAAUUUGCCGAGCAGCAAAUUGGUACAAAAACAAAUGUUUGCUGAAAGUCAGCAAAUCCAGGACAGCCAAACCGCUAUGGCAGCCGAAGCCGUCGUAGUACUCGACACGCCGCCGGAGCGUAUCCACCACGGAGCCGUCUUUAAACGAAUUUUACUGAUCGCUAGACCGGAAUGGUUUUUCCUUUUCCUUGCAUUCAUAUGUGCUCUAAUAAUCGGUGCUUCCAUACCGGCCUUUUCCAUACUAUUCGGAGAGUUUUACGGAGCACUAGCCACAGCGGAUCCCAAAGUAGCCACAGAAACUACCAACUCACUUUGUGUGGCGUUUUUGGUACUCGGAAUUUUAAUUGGUGUUGCGGCAAUUAUCCAAACGUACAUGUUCAACAUGGCUGGUGUUUAUCUGACCACAAGAAUUCGGGCACGAGUCUUCGGUGCAAUGAUCAGACAAGACAUGGCCUGGUUCGACGAUUCGAAUAACUCUGUUGGUGCACUAUCAGUACGAUUGACUAGCGAUGCUGCGACCGUACAAGGGGCCAUCGGCUAUCCCUUGAGCGGUAUGAUUCAGUCGGUUGCAACGUUCGUUUUUGGUGUCAGCGUUGCAUUUGCUUACAUCUGGAAAAUGGCACUGGUUAUCCUUCCCACUGCUCCGCUGGUCAUUUUUUCCGUACUCUUCGAAGGAAAAUACAUGGCCAACACAGCAGAGGUGGAAAGGAGGGGAAUCGAAGAGAUUGCGAAACUAGCCACCGAGGCAAUAUCGAACAUUCGAACGGUGGCCAGCCUGCGACAGGAACCACAUAUUAUAGCGCGAUACUGCACACAAAUAGCAAAAGUGGAACGAACAAUUCGCAGGAAGCUUUCAAUGCGUGGUCUUGUCAAUUCGCUGGGACAAUCGAUUCCCUUCUUCGGAUAUUCUCUUGCUCUUUACUACGGAGGUCGGUUGGUCGCUGAAGAAGGCGUUCCCUUCCAAAAUAUCAUCAAAGUGUCUGAGUCUUUACUGUACGGCACUAUGAUGUUGGGUCAAUCGUUAGCCUUUGCUCCGGCUUUCACCGCAGCAUUUGCGGCAGGCCAUCGGCUGUUCCAAAUCGUUGACCGAGAAUCGAGAAUUAGAUCUCCGGGAAUCUUCAACCUUAACCGCAAACCGGACAAAGGAAGCAACGCCAAAUUCGAGCAGAUCAACUUCAAUUAUCCCACCAGGCCGAACAUGAAAAUUCUGCAGAACAUUAACCUGGACGUACCGGAAGGAAAGACCGUGGCAUUGGUUGGUCCAUCGGGCUGUGGAAAAUCCACAUGCAUUCAACUGUUGCAGCGACUGUAUGACCCAGACAAUGGUCGUAUCUAUCUCGGACUCGAUGAGAUUUCCAGGGAUAUUGCACUGCCUGAGCUCAGAUCGAAAUUGAGUAUCGUCUCGCAGGAACCGAUUUUGUUUGACCGAACCAUUGCCGAAAACAUUGCGUACGGCGACAACUCGCGAGCGAUCGACAUGAGUGACGUUAUUGACGCGGCAAAGACAGCCAACAUUCACGACUUCAUCGUUUCACUGCCAAUGGGCUACGAAACAAAACUGGGAUCAAAGGGAACUCAACUAUCGGGUGGUCAGAAACAAAGGGUUUCCAUCGCGAGAGCUCUUGUCCGCAAUCCCAAAGUACUGCUACUGGACGAAGCCACUUCGGCAUUGGACAUUGCUAGCGAAAAGGUCGUUCAAACUGCAUUGGAUAUCGCUCGAACUGGCAGGACGUGUCUCGUGAUUGCACAUCGAUUGUCCACCAUUCAAAAUGCGGAUCUGAUUUGUGUCAUUCAAAAUGGCGCCGUAUGCGAACAGGGUACGCACAAUCAGCUAAUGGCAUUGGGUGGACUGUAUUCCAGGCUAUAUUCGAUGCAACCGAGUGUGGAAUAAAUAAGGGAGAUCGGACUCAACAUUCAACAAAUUAUCAAGCUUCUUAUUUUGUGACUAUUUUGCAAAUAAAAAUUCGCGAAAAAAUGUUGGA
Messenger RNA from Bradysia coprophila, 4085 nucleotides. RefSeq names its product Multi drug resistance 65 (gene Mdr65). The record is from RefSeq and is a predicted model, not a curated record. Gene Ontology annotation, biological process: oligopeptide export from mitochondrion. Gene Ontology annotation, cellular component: mitochondrial inner membrane. Lineage: Eukaryota; Metazoa; Arthropoda; Insecta; Diptera; Sciaridae. Gene Ontology annotation, molecular function: ATP binding; ABC-type oligopeptide transporter activity; ATP hydrolysis activity.